Molecule: messenger RNA, 474 nt
Organism: Phaeodactylum tricornutum CCAP 1055/1
Lineage: Eukaryota; Bacillariophyta; Bacillariophyceae; Surirellales; Neidiaceae
Exons: 1
Coding region: 1-474 (157 amino acids)
Source: RefSeq, a predicted model, not a curated record
AUGCUGAGAAGUCCAAUGCGCACACUCGCUGUUCUUCUCCUUCUUUCCCUCCUGGUGCUGUCGUUUUCAAAUUUCGUGACCGGAAAAAGCCUUGAUUUGGAAACAACUGUACGUGACGAUCGAUAUGCAACGGACUUCCCACAUUCCCCACGAGGACUCUAUAAGCUCACCAUUUCUUUGCGGCUUUCUUUUACAAAGAGAGAGGAAAUUUUAGCUUCUCGUCAGCGACGUAAGAAACAACUGGAAAGUAUGUUGAUAGAUGCCAGGCAGCGUUUAGCUGACCACAGGUCUGGUUCCAAGCUCCUCUCGUCAGACGAGCUUAAAAGUCUCGACAAGAAGGUUGACAUAUAUCAACGAAAGCUUGAUACCAUGCAAGACGAUCUCGACGAUAGAGAAGUAGAGCGCAUUCUGAAAAGAGAACAGAUCCAUAAUGAGCGAUUGCAUGAACGCCGGCAACGGCGCUCCGAAUUGUAG